CAACCCCCUCUCCCGCUCCCGCCCCUUUCCUCCAUUUUCUUCAAUGGUUACAAUUCCUUUUCCGCAACUUUCUUCUUUUUCCAUCUAUUUUGGCCUCAAUGAUCUUUCUUCUUUUUAUCAGACAAUAUGGAAGUUGAUGAGUUAUACCUUGAUCUCCUAGCUCUGAGGGAAUUAUACAUCCUUCUCUUGAAGAUUUGUUUGCGAGAUACAAAUUCUGAACUUCAGCUUGAUGAAAGGGCACAGAUUCUAUUGAAGCGCUUGCUUGAUGAUGCUACUUCAGGAGUUUUGGAGGUUCUCUCAAAGAUCUUGGCAGCAAGCUCUAAUAUUCUUUACAAUUUUCUACACAAAGAUGACAAACAGACAAAGCCAGUAGACAAGAAAGUUGUUGAAUGGAUGAAACACAAUCAAACUGCAAGGAAAAUGGAAAAUCCAAAGUUUGAACAGAACCCCAUUAGGGAUAGAGCCUCAGCUUCAAAUACUGCUUUUAAUGAUUUACCUCAUGGUAUUAUUUCAGCACUCAGAAGAAUUGAACUCCACAUUUUGUCCCUACAACAUUGCACAAGCCAAAGUAGGAAAACAAGAGGCAAUUGCCAGUGUGUUCUUCAUAGGAAUGAGACAUUAAACCAACAGAAAGUUCACUCAAAAACAGAUCACUCAACUUUAAGGACAGGGUUUACUAAGCCAGUUAAUCCAAUAGAGACGCAGCAUAGUUCCGAGUUCGUUCAUGGUUUCAGAAUACCUCGGAGUCAAGGAAAUGAUGAGACCAUAAUGAAACCUCCAAUCAUUGAAACCCAUGUAAUACCUAAUCAACACAAAGUUGUAAAUCCAAUGACUAAAUCUGGAUGUACUUCAGUAGGAUCCAAGGCCGCCACCUUCAGGCCUGCCAUGAAAUUGGAUCAAACUAGUAAACAAGUAAAGAAGAACCAAAGUCUAUAUGGUCACAUGGUAAUGGGGCCAACAUUGCUGGAUCAUCAUCCCUCAAGAGAAGUAAGAAAGGAACAUACUUAUAACAACACCCAUUUACCUCCACAACAAGAAUCAGAAUCCUCGAACUCUGAGUUUGAAUCAGCCUUUUCUUCUUCUUCAAGUUGGACAACACAACAAAACACAGAAAGUGAAACCGUUGACAAUGAUGACUACGACUCUUCUUCCCCAAGUCACCAAGACGAUUCCUCAACAACAGAUUCAAAAUCAAGUAGCACAUAUUCGAUGAAAACAUUCAAUACCAAGCAUGGGAAGAAAGAGUCGAAACAAAGAGUAGGACGAUUCAAGCAACUCAAAAACAAACUUGGUGUAAUCUUUCACCACCACCAUCAUCAUCACCACCAUCACCACAAUAGCCAUAACUUCAUGUGGAAGCAGCUAGGUAAGAUCUUCAAUCACAAAGAGAAGAGAGGAUCAGUAGUAAGUAAAGAAGAUAAGUAUGAGAAGGUAAAGAACAGAGCCGUUCGAAGUGUGUGUGAUAAGAAACAAGUGAGGAAAUUUGAGGCACUUGCUGAAGGGCUAAGAAGCCAUGUGAGGUCAAAAGCCAUGAAAAGGAAAGAGUUUAAAGGGAUGAGAUAUGGGAAGAAGAAUGGUGUGAAGAAAUUGAAUUGGUGGAAAAUGUUUCGUAAUAGGCGUGGAGUGAAGUUGCCUAAUAAAGGGCGUAUGAAAAUAGGGUAUGUAAAUAGAUAAGCAUAGUUUUAGAAUGGAUUGGGACAGAUUUUUUAUUUUUCUACAAAGGGAAGAUGAGAUUUUUGCUUCUCUAUGGAUGUUGAUUCAUCAUUUUUGUGGAGGUAUCAAAUCUAAAAUUUUGAUGUGUAGCAUAUAGGACUCCUUAGUCUUAGAUAUCAAAUUUAAUACUUUUUUCUAAUAACUUUAAAGAUA
Messenger RNA from Cucumis sativus (cucumber), 1866 nucleotides. Its product is annotated as protein KOKOPELLI. The record is from RefSeq and is a predicted model, not a curated record. Lineage: Eukaryota; Viridiplantae; Streptophyta; Magnoliopsida; Cucurbitales; Cucurbitaceae. The transcript has 4 exons. Bases 127 to 1674 code for a protein of 515 amino acids.